AUGGCAGACUUCGAGUAUCUGGACACAUGCCGCAUGCAGCUGAGCAUGACCCCCGCGAAGUACGUCGACAAACCGGCCCCCCGCGAGUUCAGGAACAACAGACUGGUUUCGACCGACGAUCUCAGGUUGACGACCGUCGUCUACCACAUCGAGCCCGAUUGCGAGGAGCCCAUCGAGACGAUCGAGCACGGCGUUUGGGCAUCUUUGGCAGCGCGCGGAGGGCGGCGCGGCAUCUUCAAGAAGCCGACGCCCAAGCGCACCGAGAAGUUGGCGAAGGAAUGCGCGGUGAUAUUUGGCAUCCCGCGGGUCGACGUGACCACCGUUGCGCGAGUGAUGUGCGCCGAUGCGCGGCUGGGCCAGCGCGCGCGCGGACUCGUCGACUACGAGGGCGGGUUGAUCAGUGAGCCUACGGAGUUCUACCUGCGCGGCGACCGCGUCGAAGUCCGCGCCGAGGAGGGCGUUGGCAGCAUGGGGCGGUUCGCGGCCAUCUACAAUGAUCAAGGACAGUCGGCGGACUUAGAGGCCGCGCGGAAGGGGCGCGACCCUUUCCACAUGCCCCCAGAGGCAGUGCGAGUGGACAGCGACGUAUCGAACGUGAUCUACGCGGACGAACCAGAGGUCCGGGCGUCACGCCCAGCGAUUCGCCAGACCGCGGACGCAUGCACCAUCGAGGCGCGGAUUGGUGACCAAGACGCGGGCGCCGCCCACCAGUGCUUGAAGAGCGAUGGCGACGUUUGGGCCGGAGCCAGACAACAUCAUUCAAGCACAAUGGUCAGCACUGCAGAAGCUACACCUCGACUUGAGCCAUCCGUCGGCACAUGCGGUGACGAGACAAUUCAAGACGCGCGCUGCAACGGCAGAGGUGCUCGACGCAGUGGGCAAGCUAAAGUGCCCAACGUGUUGGGGGCUCACUUGACGACGGCGCGCUCGGCACAUGUAAUGCUAUCGGUUGAGUUCAACGUCAACGUGCUCCUGGGCGAGUCCGAGGUCGUGCUCUCAGACGACACUGGGCUGAUGGCCAUGAUCAUCACCGACGGCGCCGCGAGCUUCUGGGCUGUCGCCCCGACGAGCGUGGCGCGAUCCGUCGCUGGCGUGGAGGCGCUGAAAUGCUUUGUGCGGGGCUGGCUAUCCAGCCUGCCUAUCCUGGGCCAGUCCGUCCAAGAGAUGACCCUUCGACUCGUCGACGGGCCGCGUCGCGAUGGCGUUCGCGGAGGUCUUGCCCACGCGUAUUUUUGGCACGCCGACGAGGACGGGGCUGCUCGCAAGAACCUGUCGCACGACGACCCCGCUACAGGCCAGACGUUGCAGGUGGAGAUCACAUUCCAGAGCUCUGACCUGACCAACGCGGUGGCCGUCGCGAUCGGCGGCUCCAGCUUCGCGAACGCGGGCAGGGACAAGACAGCCAGCGACGCCAGUCCCAACUGCCUGAUAGCCGAGAACGAGGACGAUAAGGUCGUUCGAGGCGAACCGGCGAAGGAAGUUGUCGGCUGGCACGGGCUCGGAGUUACCCAGAAACGGCGGAACAAUCUUGAGCUGAUCGCGAAUUUGAAAACGUUGCACGCCCCCACGAAGGAGGUCCUUGCAAGUUGGCGCGACGAUUCCAUGCGGAGACAUACUCUCAUUAGUGGUAGCGACCAGCGACUGGCCAUGAACAGCCCCAGCGCCGAGGACCUCGAGCGGCAGGUUUUGGCGCUCCAGGUGGAGCACGCAGCGGCGGAGAAUGACGUCGACGAUUGCUACGAGGCCGACGUGAUGGAGCAUGGCGUCAAUUCGGUGUUCCUGCGCGUGAAGGCAGCGGCGCCUAUUCAGAAGCAGUUCCACAGACAGACCAAGCACGUCAAGUAUCGGAUCCUCGACAAGUUGGCGAUCAUGCGCAAGGAGAAGAAGCCGAUCAAGGCGCACAGCGACCAUGCCCAGCUCCCCGACCGGACGCCCACUCCAGAGUCCGAGCAGGAGCCGAUGUCGCCGGAGUGCGGCAUGAUCGCGGACGGCUCCUUCAACGUGUCAGGGUGCGGGAUGCCUUGGAUGCCGGUGCACCCAGGGUGCAACGUGCAGCAGCCGCAGCCCGGGCAAGCUGUGGCGAAGGCCUUCCCGCCGCAUGUGUCGCAGAUGUCAGAAGGUUGCGGCUACGCGGUCCCCGUGCACCACCAGCAGCCGAUGGACAUGUGGCAGUCGGUCUACCAGCAGCCGCCGCCGCCCUACCAGCAGCAGCAGCCCCCUCCCGCCGCGGCCCUGGGCGGCGCCGGUGAACAGCCAGGGCUGCUGCCGGUCCCUGGGCUCACCGCGGAGCAGCUGCAGGCGCUGGAGCAAGACCCCGAGCUGGCGGCGGUCUUCCAGGACAUCAAGCGCAACGGGCCCGUGGCCGCUUUGCGCGCCUUCCAGGACGAAGAGCUGAUGAUGAAGAUCAGCAAGAAAAUUCAGACCACGAACUCCGAAGCCAAACAGCCCGGCAAGCCGUCUGCGUUCCAGCAAGGCGACAUGCCGCAGUCCGACGACGCAAAAGCCGGAG
Prorocentrum cordatum is the source of this 2509-nucleotide messenger RNA. The record is from the annotation of a GenBank genome assembly. Lineage: Eukaryota; Dinophyceae; Prorocentrales; Prorocentraceae.